AGAAAGGAAAUAAACAAGGGAGCUCAUUUGCAGGUUCUCAAUAUCGUACUCUCUGUCUUGCUUUUAGGAGCAGUAGUAUGUAAGCUUUUGGACCCUAGUCUCAGUCAGUUGAAUAAGUUUGGUUUCUAUUAACCCAGGUUAACGGUUUGUAGCAGAACUCUGGUGGCUGAGCACAUCUCAAUUUGUAGAAGUCUUCCACUUAUUGGAUGAACUGAAAGUUUCAAGAAUGGGGUUUUGUGCUUCUAACUUUGGGGCUUGCUUGUCUCCCGGUUUUGUGCUGUCUGAUGUUGGAGUACUAAGGUUUUCAGGGGGAAAUGUUCUGAAGGGGACCUCAGUUGGUAGAGUUAGUUCCUCAAAGUUAUUAGAGAAGAAGAACGGGUUUUUAUGGUGUGCUUGUCAAAGAGAUGUUCUUUGUUUUGCAAAGUCCAAAUGUCCUGUUAACUCUCAAGAUGUUAGCCCAAAUCAUAUUGAAGAGGCCCCGAAGAAGGAUAGAUCUUCUGGAUAUGUAUCUGCCAUCCAUACUAGCUACAAUGAACCCAAAAUCAAAGUUGUUGGAAUUGGCGGUAGUGGAUGUUCAAGCCUUGGAAAUAUCUCCAGUGCUCCCAGGGAACCGUUUGCAAAUUGGCAAGGAGCUAACAAGGGUCUUGGUGCUGGUGGAAAGCCAGAGGUUGGCAUGAAUGCUGCCAAUGAAAGCAGAGCAGCAAUUGAGAAAGCACUUCAUGGUGCAGACAUGGUAUUUGUCAUGGCUGGAAUGGGUGGUGGCACUGGUACUGGUGGGGCUCCUUUAAUUGCAGGCAUAGCAAAGUCAAUGGAAAUCUUGACUGUUGGUAUUGUUACAACACCAUUCUCUUUUGAGGGAAGAAAGCGGACUAUUCAAGCUCAGGAAGGAAUUGCAGCUCUUCGAGAUAAUGUAGACACACUCAUUGUUAUUCCUAAUGACAAGUUGUUGACUGCAGUCCAACAGUCCACUCCAAUAACUGAGGCAUUUAAUUUGGCUGAUGAUACACUAAGGCAAGGUGUUCGUGGUAUCUCUGAUAUAGUCAUGGUUCCAGGUCUAGUUAAUGUUGAUUUUGCUGAUGUGCGUUCUAUCAUGAAAGAUGCAGGUUCUUCUCUCAUGGGUGUAGGAACUGCAACUGGCAAGAGCAGGGCAAGAGAUGCUGCAAUGAAUGCCAUCCAGUCACCUUUGCUAGACAUUGGUAUAGAAAGAGCUAGUGGUAUUGUGUGGAAUAUAACUGGUGGAAGUGAUUUAACUUUAUUGGAGGUUAAUGAAGCAGCUGAGGUCGUUUAUGACCUUGUUGAUCCCAGUGCAAACUUAAUAUUUGGAGCAGUGAUAGAUGAAUCACUAACUGGUCAGGUCAGCAUAACUCUGAUUGCCACCGGGUUCAAGCGCCAUAGUGAUAAGGAAACCAGGCUAGCACAUGGUGAUGUUUCGCGUGGAACCACUGGAGGUCCCUCUUUCGCCAAUGGUGAUUCAUCAAAUAUCCCCGAAUUCCUAAGGAAGGAGCCCCCAUUCAAGCUACCUGAUCUGAGAUUAUUUUCUUGAACUUAGUCUUCCCUCCCUCUUGUUUUGCUUUCAUUAAGCUUACUUAAGCUUUUCUUCUUUGGUGCUGAUUUGGACAUGACUUCUUAAUAAUAAGUUGUAAAUGUA
Messenger RNA from Rubroshorea leprosula, 1648 nucleotides. Lineage: Eukaryota; Viridiplantae; Streptophyta; Magnoliopsida; Malvales; Dipterocarpaceae. The record is from the annotation of a GenBank genome assembly.